This is a messenger RNA of Sporothrix brasiliensis 5110, 267 nucleotides long. RefSeq lists its product as uncharacterized. The transcript is spliced from 2 exons. Gene Ontology annotation, cellular component: mitochondrial membrane. The record is from RefSeq and is a predicted model, not a curated record. The coding region runs from base 1 to 267 and encodes 88 amino acids. NCBI's taxonomy places the organism in Eukaryota, Fungi, Ascomycota, Sordariomycetes, Ophiostomatales, Ophiostomataceae. Gene Ontology annotation, molecular function: ferrous iron transmembrane transporter activity. Gene Ontology annotation, biological process: iron import into the mitochondrion.
AUGACCGUUCCGUUUACCGCGCUCCAAUUUCUUGCCUAUGAGUCUAUCUCCACCGCUAUGAACCCUACCAAGAAGUACGACCCUGUGACGCACUGCUUUGCAGGCGCUAUUGCCGGCGGGGUUGCAGCCGGCCUCACGACACCGAUGGACGUAAUCAAGACUAUGCUGCAGACCCGCGGAAGCGCCGGUGACCCCGAGCUACGCAGCGUAAACAGCUUUAUGGCCGGUUGCCGUCUUCUCCACGCGCGGGAGGGACUCCGGUUGUGA